This is a messenger RNA of Dissoconium aciculare CBS 342.82, 801 nucleotides long. RefSeq lists its product as uncharacterized. NCBI's taxonomy places the organism in Eukaryota, Fungi, Ascomycota, Dothideomycetes, Mycosphaerellales, Dissoconiaceae. The record is from RefSeq and is a predicted model, not a curated record. The transcript has a single exon. Bases 250 to 675 code for a protein of 141 amino acids.
UUGGCCUUUGUAAUUGCGGCCUGGUCGAUGAUGGGAUCGCCCACUGCAUCGAAGCUGCGAUCGGGAUAUGGCCAUUCGGCUCCAUGAUAUCGCUCGAUAGGUUUCCGAAAACAGCCCCGAACCUCGUCCAUGACCUCUUCUCUGUCUGUCACGGGGUGAACAAGAGCGCGCGGAGUCCUCACGGCCGUCGACAUCGCGACGAGGGACCCACCGACCGCAAGCGACCGCACCACCACCGCCGACCGCACGAUGCAAGGCCCGCGUCGAGGAAAUGCGACGUCCAGCACCGCUGGGAUGGGACCUCCCCGUCAGCGCACAGGACUUCGAGAUCCUGCUGAAAGGGCUCCGACCGGCCUGGAUGGAAGACCACUGGUCGGUCCACGCGAGCUACCGACAGGAGAGCGACGCAUGCGGCGGCCGCUGGGCGAGGAGUUGGACCGGUGUUUCCCGCAUCACGUGCUGGCCAUCGUGCGGAACCUGUCCAGUCGUGAAGGACCCGUCGUCGGAUCGGUGAUCUUUGGAUCUUUCACCCGGGCCGAUGUGGAGAUCACGGCGGAAAUGGCCCAGAGGCAGGCGGUUUGUCCGUUGAGAUGCCUCCUGAGAUGCGAGACCGAGGCGUUUAAGCCGAUCGAAAAGAGUCGGCUGUUCUUCUAUCCCAUCGGGUCGAAGGAAUGAACCCGUUGUGGGGUUCGCUGCCGGUCUCAGGCUUGGAUCUUGUUCUGGCGAAUUCGUACAGAACCUUGGUCCAGCGGAAGCGCACAGCGACGAAUGUCGAAGUAGCAUAUUGUAACCUUGCCAAUA